Messenger RNA from Liolophura sinensis, 2949 nucleotides. RefSeq names its product homeobox protein Nkx-2.2-like. The transcript has 2 exons. Gene Ontology annotation, molecular function: DNA-binding transcription factor activity, RNA polymerase II-specific; RNA polymerase II cis-regulatory region sequence-specific DNA binding. NCBI's taxonomy places the organism in Eukaryota, Metazoa, Mollusca, Polyplacophora, Chitonida, Chitonidae. The coding region runs from base 100 to 1245 and encodes 381 amino acids. Gene Ontology annotation, biological process: regulation of transcription by RNA polymerase II; cell differentiation. Gene Ontology annotation, cellular component: nucleus. The record is from RefSeq and is a predicted model, not a curated record.
CUGCAUCCCAGUACCUGGUGUCGCUUAGCGCCUGUUGAGUUCGCAAUUACACAAGAGUGACUUACUGUAGUACUAUUAAGUGGUUUCUAGGGUGGAAACAUGUACGCAACCCAUGCUGCUUUCUCCACUCCGUUUUCAGUGAAAGACAUUUUAAACUGGUCCGAAGCUCCCUGUGGACUUGACUACCAUACAAACAUGAAUUUCGCUCCCUCUGGGAAUUUCAAUAUGGACACUUCACGAUUUCUGACACCGGACAUGCAGCAGGCUUUCAGCGUGCAGCCCAUGCCACACAACCCUUCCUGUCUGUACGGGGGAGGCACCCCACCCUUGCAGCAACAACAACAACAUCACCAGGCUCUGCAAUCGCAGUCGCCAAUCUACACCAACCUGUCGUAUAGCCCCCCUUUGGCUGGCCUGGGUGCUUCCGUGAAGGAGUACGACUUCAGCGGUCAUGUGCUAACACCCACCUCGGCCGGUGCCCCGAUCAACUCUCUGGAGGACACCAGCAACCAGGAGGAAGACUCCAUUGAAAAAAUGAAGUCCACGUGUUUACAGCAGACUACCAGCCCUGCUUCCUGUCUACAGACGUCAACAGAGAGACAAGGCGCACUUCAGCACGCUCUUCCAUCAACAGGCAGCAAAAACACCUCCUCAGCCGUCACCGGCGGCAAUAGCAACAACAACAGUAAUACGAGUGGAAGUAGCAACGCCAAAACUAGUUCUAACAACAACAACAACAGCUCGUCUGACAAUUCGGUCUCUCGGUCUAAUUCGUCUAGUGGUGGUGACUGUCAGCUGAUGAAACAUCGCCAGAGGAGGAAACCCAGGGUUCUCUUCUCACAAGCUCAGGUGUAUGAACUGGAGCGGCGUUUUAAGCAGCAGCGCUACCUUUCCGCUCCAGAAAGAGAACAACUCGCACAGAUUCUAAAACUGACCUCAACUCAGGUCAAAAUUUGGUUCCAGAAUCGGAGGUAUAAGUGUAAGCGACAGAGACAGGACAAAUCCUUGGAACUGUCAACGAUGCAGCCUCCCCGACGGGUGGCCGUGCCGGUUCUAGUGAGAGACGGAAAACCGUGUAUGGGACAGAAUGUCACCCCUCAGUAUUCCGCUCCUUAUAAUGUCAACCCAUUCGCUUACUCUAGCCCUUCUUACAACAAUAUGAACACAAUGAACAUGGCUCCAAUGCAACAGUCAACGGGCUAUAACGUACAGCAGCAAAUUCACCAAGGCAUAAGAGCCUGGUAAUGAAGGGAUUCAGAGGGCCAAAGAACUGUGGUCAAAAGACAGUGUAGGCCUGUGCACACAGGCUGCUUAGGCCCCAUAUGCUCCUUGUUCUCGGGUGGUCUUCAGCUUAUCAAAGCCGAAAUUUCUGCUUAAUUUGAAAGCAACGCAAAGAGACCUUCAGAUAGGGGUCGGCCUGGUAAUGACGACGAAAAAUUACAGCGGUAAACGGUUUUCCUGAGUAUCUGCUUUCUGAAGGCAGUUUGAGGGAACGGGACGAGAUGGUGGUGAAAAGCUGGUAGCCUCACCUCUCCCCCUUCGCACGUACAGGACCGUGCCCCACCAAGUCCCCACCCUGAUCGGGGAUAGAUAGCGGGACAUCCUGGAACUCUAGGGUUUGUGCCAAAUUCUUUUCCGAAAUGAAAUGGUAUAUUUAGAAACCAGGAAUUUUAUUUGUCAGAAUCUGUUAAAUUAAGAAGAAAAUUCUGCAAUUUGUCAGUGUACAGCUGUGCCCCGUGUGAAUGAAGACAGACUAUGUAAGUGCACACCAUCACCGUAUAUCUCACGAUGAAAAUGACAUUGCAAUUCAGUUUGUGCAGAUGUUCAUGACAUAAGUUAUUUAUAUAAUACAUCCAAUACUGUUUUAGGACAUUGCUUCAAUGUUAAAUUGAUAUUUUGUCUUAAAUAAAUAUAUUUAGAGAUUUUUUACACAUGACACUGAGAAAAAUUGGUUGUUCGAUUAAUUUGAUUUAUAAAUUUUUAGUACGUAGCAAGGUCUGCAGCAUGUUGUGUGCUGGCAAACGGAACGUUUGCACGGAAUUGCCCGUUAUGCCUACGUCUUAUGGGCAUUUUCUUUACGGAUGUCCGGAAGAAAGUAUAUACACUGGCCUUCCAUCUUUAGAGCACUAGUUGAAAUAAGGAACUUCUCCGUAUGAGAUGUCCAUAUACGGUCUUGAACCCUUCAGGCCUUUUCUUGCAAGAUACACCUCCUCUUCCUACUGUCGGAGGGUGCUUGCUAACGCAUGAAACGUUUUUGUUUGUCAAGCAUUUCCCAUAUUUUACUUGCUUAUUAUCUGUAAUAACUAGGUGGUGACUGAUGUCAGUUUACCUGGUUUGAAUUAGAAUAAUAUUUGCCCUAUUUCGGAGAAGUUAUCAAUAGAAUGUUUUGAUAUGUCUCGAUCUUAUGACGCCUGUAAAGAGAAUAACAUUUUACUCCGACCAAUUUACGAUGCUUUCUUAGACUACUUUCCCUGGACAGAGGCCUCUCGCCGGGGCAGCAGACAUAAUCCUCCUCACAGCAGGUCCCAACCAACAGCAUCGGUACAUCCACGAUAAAGUUAAUAAACACUCACGGAAUGCCUGGAUCUAUCCUGACAACAGUUUUAGACGCCCUGUCCAUUUCGUGGUUGUCUCCACGUGACAGUGUUUACAAAGUAUCCAACACUAUCGGUUUGCUUUUCCAUUAUCCCAUUAAAUACUUAGAAAUGGUCAGAGAUAAAGCCGUUGGCGGUGUUGUUUUUGAAGUAAUAGUUUACACCUUGUGUAACGAUGUGUACACUAGAGGUAUGUUAACUGGAGGCGGGUAUCAGUACACAAUCAGGAUGCUAGUACAAAUAAUAAUAACCACUAAUUAUAAGUACUAAAGCUUAAUUACUGAAGUACCCAGGUUUCUUUGCUCCUCUGUGGGGGACAAAUACAUAUAAACAUUGCUGAAGCAUACUACCUGGA